AUGAUUGAGAAAAAAAGAGAAAAAGAAACAAAAGAAUGUGAGAAAAGGGAAAAGCAAAGGCAAUACGAGCGAGAAGAGAGACAAAAAGAAAGAGAAGAAAGACAAAAAGACCGUGAAGAAAGACAAAAAAGGGAAAAUAAUAU
Messenger RNA from Dentiscutata erythropus, 143 nucleotides. Lineage: Eukaryota; Fungi; Glomeromycota; Glomeromycetes; Diversisporales; Gigasporaceae. The record is from the annotation of a GenBank genome assembly.